GCCGAAGCGACGAAUCCCCGUACCCGUCCUCGUUCGUGUCCUCGCCUGCCGGUUGUUACCUUCUUCGCAAUCAAUCGCACAGGCUUGCUGUGCCAAAUCGAUCAAUCCUUCAGCCUAUCUCGAUUGGAUCUACACCGCAUCAAUUCCUCUUGCGCGCCUCUCUUGCGCGAUUUCACAGAUGAUUUUCCUCGUCAAUUGAAGCUUCCCAGGUGUGGGCACAAGCAUAAAGAAGAAAGGUGCAUCCAUGUUAAUCUGAGUGGGUGAUUAGCUGGCGAGAUGGUAGGUGCGCAGCAUAGCGACGUUCUGCGCUCCCUUGGUCUUGUAUCACGUGCAAGUCGCCGACACGUCGCUUUACCUCUAUCAUGGAAUACGCUUCUCAAACAUGGCAAGGGAAAAGACUUGGCGAUGAUGUUGACACUGCUUGGAGCAGGCAGCAUGGGAGCUUUUAUAGCAAUGCGAUAUGCAUUCAAGACUCCUGUGGCACUAACAUUUUCUUGGACUGACAAUAAGAAGGCAUCAGCUGAUGUGAAGAACAAGGCUGACCCGGAGCUCACUAUAGCUGGGUUGCAAAAUAUGGGGAACAAUUGUUUCUUGAAUGUUGUACUUCAGGCUCUCGCAAGCUCAGAUGUCUUAGUCUCUUUCAUGGAGGAGUGCGCAGGAGUGAUUGACACGCAAGGAGUGCAGGCUGAACGAACCACAAUGCCACUUGCAGCUGCUGUUGCUGACCUCUUAAGAGAAUUGGCACAGGGUCAGAUUGCACGCCGGAUUUUAAGUCCACGCAAGGUGAUGCUCGCGCUUAACCUUUAUUCUCGGCAGUUCGAUCUUUCUAUGCAACAGGAUGCAGCGGAAGCUCUUGCUUAUCUUGCAGCAGGCUUGCAAGAAGAGCGAGAUAAAUACUUGAAUUUGCAUAGGCCUGUUAGCCAGUCGUUUGGAAGUGUACUGGACAUGAACUUAGCUACCCCUCAGCUAGACCAAUCUUUGCUACAUUGGCCAUUGGAGGGUACUCUUGGUAGCUUGAUGACCUGCCAGCGGUGUGAUUUCCAGUUCUCGACAGUGUUUCAAUACUUUAAUGACAUUUCGCUCCCGCUAUCCCGACGGACUGAUGGCAGUAUUAUUGACAACUGCACACUGGAGGAUUGCUUGGACCGUUUCACAGCCCCGGAAUGGGUAGCUAGUGUCAAAUGCAGCCAUUGUGCUCACAUGGAAGCAAGUAAAGUACUGCGCUCCCAAAUGGAUAAUACCGAUUUGACUACUGAUCAGGAGCAGUUAGAUGUACAUAUCAUUCAGGAAAAGAUAAAAAUCAUAGAGGACUGUAGCUGUGAUGAUGAUUGUUCAUGUGAAGCUUUGGUCCUUAAACAAGGCGGGGUCUGGAACUCUGUGCGCACCAACGCCUCCAAACGCCUUCGAAUUGGCCGUUCUCCUGAGGUGUUGUGUCUUCAAGUUCAACGCGCAGUGGUAAAUGAGGUCGGAGAACUGAGAAAACUUUCGGGACAUGUAAGAUUUCCAAUGAUUCUGGACCUGUUUCCAUAUACAGUUGCUUCUCAAGAAAAUAAAGUCAGAAUGAUUGAUACCAGGACUGAAGACCAUGGUAAAUCAUCUAUUCGGAUGUUGGGGCAACGUGGAGUGGUGUUUUCUCACAUCAGGAAAUUACAAGGUCCUGGUUAUUCAAGUUUACUGUUUCCUCUGGAACGGGGAAUCAAAGGAGGUUCAAAGUCAAGUACGCAAACAGAUGAUGUGUUGAGCACUACGGAAUCCGCAGAUGCGAGAGUUACAACAGAAGAUGUAGUUACUGAUACUGUCAGUGACGAAAGUUUGGUACUUGAGGACUCUCUAGCAGAUCUUGCAGCAAUGAAUAACCAGGCCAUCACCAAAAACAAAGAAGCUCGUGAUCUCACUCAUCAAGAGACCCCUAAUUCUGAUGGAACGUCCAUGGUGGAUAUUAGUGAUGCCUCCAGUUCAGAAACCAUCACUUCAUCAACUCCUGGUUGCUCUGGCCUUGAUCGACAUAGUAUUCAGGUUUCUGGAUCAAUCAGGCCACAGAAUGCUCAAGCGGAGAGAACUUUGACCUCACGGAAGUUGUUGUAUGAGCUUCUGUCUAUUGUUGUACACCACGGAGGUCCACAUAGCGGGCAUUAUACCGUCUAUCGAAAGGUAAGGUUACCUAAAAGCAGGGACUCUAAAGUGAAGUCCGCCGAAGAAGACUGUGCUGGUCUGCUUUGCCACACAGAGGUGCGAGAACAUUCCGAGAAGGUUGAAAUUGAUGCAACGGUCACUUCAAGAGUCUUGGAGCAAUUGCAGGAUGGCAGAGAGAGACUUAGGGAGGCUACGGAGGAAGGAAAUGCAAGAGACGAGGAGAUUGUUCUGUGGUUCAAGGUUUCUGAUAGUAAUGUCCGACGAGUAGAGGAGCUGGAAGUACUUUUGGCGAAUGCCAGCUUAUUAUUUUAUGAGCGUUUGACUAAUUCAUGACACCUGGCCGUUCAUCAUGAUGCAUUGUGUCAAGUUGGUUCGAUAUGUUUGAAGCCUUGCAACUGUUUCCAGCAUAUAGUCGAUUCUCAUUUGCAUGUCAAGAAACAAGUGAAAUACCUAUAGUUUACACCCUCAUUUUACUUCUGGUACUCAGAUUUGAGGCGUAGAACUAAUGAUCUCAUCUGCUUUUCAACGUACGAUUGCAGUCCACUAAAUGUGGUUUGGAUUACGAAUCUCUUCUGCCGUUAACUUUUGCAAGUAGGUACAUACAGUGAACAUUGUUAAGUCCAAUUCCUAAGGGCAAGGAUUACUGAUUCUUAAAAUUGUACUUCACUAAGGUGCCCUGUUUCAUCACAAGCACUCAAUUCAUUUUCAUGAGAUAUUUCCGCUUCAAUUUUAGAUAUUUCGCUUUGAAUGGACAGAAGGUGACGAUCAGUUACCAGCACUUUUGAAGGUCAAUCAGCAUAAGAUCACGUCCUAAAUUUGCCCAGGUAUCAUGACUGGGUUUGGCAUCCUUCUCUCAAUUUCUGAGGAAAAUGCUUUCUGAAUUCACUCAUCAUCUUGAAGCACAGUUAUGAAAAGGAUUCAUGUGUUCACUUCAAGCUCAUGUCCUAGGCUCUAUCUAAUUUAUGUAAGAUUUCCUUCUUUUUUUAUUGGCUCCACUGAUGUGGACUUGUAACUAUUA
Physcomitrium patens is the source of this 3151-nucleotide messenger RNA. The record is from RefSeq and is a predicted model, not a curated record. Lineage: Eukaryota; Viridiplantae; Streptophyta; Bryopsida; Funariales; Funariaceae.